Molecule: messenger RNA, 3549 nt
Organism: Abrus precatorius (Indian licorice)
Lineage: Eukaryota; Viridiplantae; Streptophyta; Magnoliopsida; Fabales; Fabaceae
Exons: 1
Coding region: 217-1059 (280 amino acids)
Molecular function (GO): protein binding
Source: RefSeq, a predicted model, not a curated record
ACCUUCAUCUAUCGCGCGCGCAAAACACACAGAACACAAACAGAGACACACAUUCACACUCUCCGACUCCUUCAAUUCCGUUCAUCUUCUUUUCUUCACUCUGUUUUAAUUUAACCCACUAAAUUGCACACCUAUACUACGUUCCUAACCCUAAUUUUUGAAUUAAUUUUACUAUACGAAAACCCUAUCCCUAAUUCUGCAUUAUCGACAAUUCUAAUGGCAGAGAUUCAGCCGCCGGAGGGACAAUUAAACGGCGGCGGAACCCUAAUUCUGAAUUCUUCCGAACCAAUCGCAUCGAAGCGGCAGCGAAGGCCCAGUGUCCGGUUGGAAGACAUCGGCGGCGACCAACCCUACGAUUCCCACGCGCGUCGCAACACAAAGUCUUGGAAACUCGGGUUCGACCGUAGGGACAAGGAAGCCUCAGGUAAACCCUCAAAGACUCGACCUUUAACCAAUUUAAGCGAGUUUAACGAAACCCUAGAAGCAAACGAGAGAGAAGGGAACAUUGAUAGCGUCGCAAUCGGUAGCUGGAAGGUCAAGGAAUCCAAGAAGAGGGCUUCCAAGAGGGUCAGAUCGAAUUGGGUAUCGAGAAUCGACGACGAUGGUGGUGGCGGCGGCGGCGGCGGAGAGGGGGAGGAAAAGUAUAGCGCCGGUGAAGAUGGGGAUGAUGGGUAUAGGGGGUUUGACGUGGAGAAUUCGGAAAGCCCUCUGAAAGAACAAAGCCCUAUUAAUUCAAUGGAGAAUUUUGGGGUUGAGGGGCAUAGAAGGUCGUUUAAGGGUAGGGAGCACCAUGAAGGGGUUGAUGUGUCAGUGCCCUCCGAUACUGAUGUUAGGGAUUGGAAAUGUGGGGAUAGAAGGUCUGGUGAAGAUGGGGUUAGGAUUUGGCUUAAUGGGUUGGGGUUAGGUCGUUAUGCUCCUGUGUUUGAAGUGCAUGAGGUGGAUGAUGAGGUUUUGCCUAUGCUGACUCUAGAGGAUCUCAAGGAUAUGGGGAUUAGUGCUGUUGGGUCCAGAAGGAAAAUGUACACUGCAAUUCAGAAGCUUGGAAAGGGAUUCUCCUGAGCUUAGCUUGUUUUAUAUUAUUGCUCAAGGUAGACGGUGAGUGGAGGAUUCUCAGCCGUAGAUAAUUCAGAUGCAUGUGUCUGAACUGAGUUUUAGUAUGUUCUCCCAUGACUCUUUUUGUUGUUAGGCUUGGAAUCGUUAGGUGCUCUUAUUUGAGAUGCAUACUUUUUGAAAUCCAGUGCAAGUACAUAUAACUCUGCAAUUUUGUUGGAGCAAUUCAUUGUUUCUGUUACUGAAGCUAUUCUAGCUGUGUUAUCAUUGGUAAAUUGGAAGAGUGAGAGGGAGAAAAAACCACCAUAUAACGUAUUUGGAAAGCUUUUUUCUUGAAGUAAAGGGAAAUUCUGUUAAUUACUUGAUUCUAUCCAUCGGAAUGCCUAUGACACAUCUUUAUGGUUACUAUUUAUUAGGAUGUGGUGGUGUUUCUUGAAGAGUUACCAUACCUAGAAAAUAAUUCCCCGUCCCUCUCUCCCAAUACAAAUGUAGCCUGUCAUUUCAGGUGCAUUAAUUAUUACAACUUAGCACAUCUAUUUUGUAGAUAUGAUCGCAAGUUUGGUAUGCUUUAUAUGAUUAUCAUGAUAUUAAAUUUUCUGAAUUUCCUUGUUGCUUGCAAUUAAUGCCAUUUGCCACAUCUGUCUCUAACUGUCUUCAAUGCCUAGCAACAGGAUGAUUUCAAGUUUGCAAUGAUGUAAAUUCAGUUAGUGUUGGAAUCUAGUGUUUCACUGUUCAACAAUGUCUUUGUAUUUUAACUGGGAUUGUUGGAAGUAGCUGAGCUGGGGUAUGGUUGCUGAUUUUUGUUGUUGCCUGCAAAGUUCUUUUUUCUUGAGUGGAUAUAGGGGGAGUUUAUCUUUGUCGAUGGUCAGUGAUGUUGUUUGGCAGAAAUGAUAUAAAGCAUGUAAUGCUGCAAGUGAAAUCUUUUUGACUUUGAUAUCUAGUGAUGGAAGCACCAUCUAAAAGUGGCAAAUUUGGUUGUGCUUAGUGGAUCAGGAGUAUUUGACUAUCUGAGGAUGCUCCUUGAAAUUUGAGUGUUUCUGUGAUGUUUUGUGUUAUUUUUAUCCUUGGAUUAACACAUUGAAAUUAUCUUAACAUGGAGGAUAAAUUUGACAUAUGAUGAUUGAGGUAGGAGAAGGAAGCUCUAUUGUCAGGAACUCAGGAUGGAUGCUUGCUAAAAGAUUAUCAUCUUCUGCCACUUGUUCACUGUUUUUUCUUUUUGCCGGGAGAUUAACUGAUUAAUAAGAGGUAGGGAAUAAUUGGGCAGAUUAAGAAUGUAGUUGAUGAUUACAUUAACGGAGAGCAAAUAGCUUAGAGAGCUGCUAAUAAUAGUGAGGAUCCUAGUAGUUGUGGAGUUACACGCCGAAUUACCGCACUCAAUUUUCACUUCGACUAAUUGCUAUUCUAUGUUUAUAUCGCAUUUAGCAAUCAGAGCGCAUGUUUGGCUGUGCGAAUACGAUUGUCACUCAAAAUCUACCUGCCAUGAUAUGUUCUUUUUCUUAUUCGGAUCAGUGGCUCAAGACAUCAAAUGUUACAAGUUUUACAAAUCAUUAAAAUACAACUAUGGUAAUUAACUUGGAGCCAAGGAUCAAAAGUGCAUUUCAAGUUGGGAAAUGCAAUUUGAUUCACCCGGCCGUGCUAUUCCAAUUUCGAAACUGCUACAUUAUAAAGGAUUAUGGUCCAGUUAACUACCUCGGGUGCUGUAUAUAGCUUGAUUAUAACAAUGGGUAGCUACUAAAUCAGCACAUGCAUAUCAAAUUGUCGUCAUAUGACCUUAUCAUUAAGCAAUUAACCACAAAGAAAGGCAUAUUUGAAGAAUUAAAAGUUGUUUCCCACAAGAAAAUCCAUUAGUUUGAUUGCUCUCGAAAUAGAACCGUCACUACUCUGAUGAUGAUCGUUUUUGUUUUUUCAUUUUUCUUCUGUUGGUUUUGUAUUUUUCUUCUCUAUCAACUUGAGCAGCAGAUUUUAUGUUCCGGCCGAAACUUAAACAGGCUUAAAAUCCCUCCGACUACUGAAGUUUCAAUUCAUUAUAAAGACGCCUUUCUCGUUGCUACAUCUUUGGUUCUGCUGUGAAGUGCUUAAUAUGGUCACCAACCUGGGGAAAAAAGGUUGUAUAUUUGAUGUUCCUAGUUGGACUAAAUUGAUCUAAGCUGAGAAGAAUUAAACCUGAAAAAUGAACAAAAUCCCCCUCCGAAUAAAAAAAGUUGAUUUGGAUUAAUGGUGCAAUCAGACGGUGCAAAGUACAUAGAGAAUUAUAAAAUAAAAUAGGACACAGACGCAGCCCUCAUUCAGGUGUAUCUCCUAGGCUCUAAGAACAGGAUCUUUCCUCGGUUUGUGGCAAUUCCUUGUAACAGGCACGUUUCUUUGCAAGAAUCAAGAAUGUAAAGCGUUACUGAUGCUAGGACACAUGGAAAAUAUAAAACAGUAUUUGUUUAUUUCUUAAAAGUUUGUUUUUGGGGACAUGUCUUAAAAGUUUGUAAGAUGCAUAAAUUUGAAAUUCUU